UUGUUAGAUUUUUAGACAGAGUAGACUUCCUCUAAUUUUAUCAAUUGUAACUUAAUCUUAGUAAAUUAUGAUAAGAUUAUUAAAUUAUUCUGCAGUAUAAAAGUGAUAGUGGCCUUAAAAUCGGCUGGUGUCGUCCACAGCCACCAAAAUGACCGAAACCAAAAAAUACCUCUACUUGGAAAACACUUUAAACGAAAUAAACAGCAAGUUUAUUUCGCUCCAAGACAAGGAAGUGAAACGAAACAACCAAAUCUUGGAAUCGAUCCUCAAAACUUUCAUAGACAAAAUGAAAGAGAAAGACCCCUUAUUCAAGAAAAUGUUUUCGCGUGUUUUCUACGGUGGAAGUUACUAUGAUGGUCUCAGAGUUGGCAAACCUGAGGAAUUCGACCUGGACUUGCUUCUAAGUGUGCCCAAAUACGCAGAACCGACUAUUAUCGUCAGUAAAGUGCCCGGUUUUGUGCACUUGAAACUUGGGAAUUAUGAUGGGUUUAUGAGACAACCGGAAGCUAAUCCCACUUUCCGGACUUUUGGGAAUUUAUUCGAUAAGGAAUAUUUUCUGGAUACUGAUAAAGUCCUGUCCUGGAUGGAGGGAAUCGUGCAAAAAGCCAUGAAUGACUUCCCGCAAAAGGGCCCAAAACGGGUUGUUUCAAACUCGAAUGGGGCUUUCGAGGUAAUUGUGCAUAAAGCAGGUCCGGCUUUGACCCUAAAAAUUUCGGGCUCUGGCAUGGCAAUGGACGUCGAUUUGGUCACGUGUUUCAUCUUCCAUGGAGAUAUGUGGCCCAAACCUGGGUUCAAGUCCAAUCCUGUGAAAACCAAGCCUGAUUUUUUCAUUGUUCCGAAAAAACCCAAAACCGAGGUUGGCCAAAGUAGCAGACACUGGAGACUGUCUUUCCAAGAGCAGGAAAGGGUUUUAAUUGACAAUAAAAGAACCCUAAAACCGACAAUCAAACUUUUGAAAAAAUUGCGAGACAAUUUGCAACAUAGCGCUGUUGCCAGUUAUUAUAUUAAGACAGUGUUGUUGCACAUUGCUGAUAAAAAGCCGGAGGAGUUUUGGAGGAAUCCUUUGAGUUAUGUUUUUGUGACUGUGCUAAUUGAGUAUAAGGAUUGUAUCGAAAAGGGAAGAAUCCCUUAUUACUGGAACACAAGUAAUAAUUUGUUAGGACGAGUGAAUGCGAAAAAUUUGGAAAAUAUGGCAAAUCGACUCAAAGCCAUCAUUAGUGACAUUGAGAAGAAGAAGGAUGAGCCACAUGCAAUCGCAAAAUAUUUUUUGAACAGUAAAGACUACAAUGUCUAUAUGAUGGGCAAAAUGAAACUAUAAAAGUUUUGUAUCAAAAAAUGUUAUUUAGCGUUAAUAAAAAUUAAAUAAACCAUU
Messenger RNA from Tribolium madens (black flour beetle), 1372 nucleotides. Its product is annotated as cyclic GMP-AMP synthase-like. The record is from RefSeq and is a predicted model, not a curated record. The coding region runs from base 149 to 1318 and encodes 389 amino acids. NCBI's taxonomy places the organism in Eukaryota, Metazoa, Arthropoda, Insecta, Coleoptera, Tenebrionidae. The transcript has 6 exons.